AUGCAUAAUAUAUUCAAAAAGAAAUCCAAACACCGUUUGAGUAAUAAAUCGCUGAAUAAUAACAAUAAUAACACAAAUGGUAUCCAAAGUAAUGGCGUUUCCAAUGGGGGUCCCAGUGGUGGGCCGGGAGGUGGUGGUGGGGGUCAGUCGUCGUCCAACGGUCACCACAACCAUCACCACACGGGUGGCAGCGGUUACGCGGCCUCUCAUCAGCACCAGAAGCACUCGCACCGGCAGCCGACGAGUCACUCGCCCCCACCCCCACACCCGCCCCACUCGAUCAGCGCCUCCACUCACUCGCCGCUGAACCCAUCGCUCACGAAGACCACCAUAAACUUGACGAACGGACUGCUCGUGAACCCGGCCGCCCAUCAGAGCACCGGUAGCCCAAUGGGUGGCAAAUCGCCGGCAGUGGCGCCGCACAUGUCGUCGAUCGGCACCACCACUACCACUGCCACCCCGUCCACUGGCGCCGGGGGCACGACGUUCACCAACAUUGAGUACGUGCUGACCACCCCCUCCACGACUGUCAGCCCCCUGUACGCCAACCCCAUGUCAGACAUUCCGCCACCGCUUCCGCCGAAACAGAAACAAAAACUCCGCAAAACCUUUGCGCCGACAAUAGCCACGAGUGUCUCACUGCCUACCGGUGCCGCCAGCAGUAGCCCAUCCACGCCUCCCAGCGUCGCCCAUCACUUACACAACCCGAUGGCCGCUAACAAGUCGUUACGUACGCAACAGUCCCUUCCGCAGCACCACAAACCUCUUGAGCGUAUGGUAGCCAACAGUCUGGACACCGGGUGCAGCACCGGUAGCACAGGAAGCAACAGCUCCAGCACCACCACCACCGGUAGCUCCACUAACGGCAGUAGUAGUCAUCUGAAUGCCAUCACCGCUACGCCCACCACAACCACCAACUCAGCCAAUAACGCGACAAAACAUACGCCACAAGUGGGACGGGAGGGCCGGCAGGACUCGGGCGAUGAGAGCUCACCGCCGCCCACACCACCCAUACGGCAGCGAAUUACUCGACCCAACCAUCUGUCGACCGCUACUCCUCACACGACAACUACUGUACCCAUUAUUACCGACAAUCAGUUUGUGAGGCAGUCUUUGGUGUCGGCAGUGAUGGCACCGUUAGCCACACCCGACCACGAGUUGGCUACCAGUUCCUCAGCCGAUGCCUGCGAUCAGUACUCCGCAGAUGAGGGCACCGAUAGUGAGGGCCACUCAUCAGUUGAUGAUAUUAAUGUGUGCAAUGGUUGUCACCACAACUGUUCCGACGAGGAGUGCGGGUGUCAUGAGGGCGAGGAUGUCUUACACCACACGAUGGACAGGGAGGUCGACGAGGAAGAGGACGAUGUGGGACAGGAGGCCGAGGAUGUGCCGCCCAGUUUCGUGUCCGAGUCCGAGACAUUUGGUGUGAAUAUCACAUACGAUGACCUCAACGGACAUACUGUUCACUCAUCGCAAGAAGACUUCGAGCAGACCAUCGAUGAGGAGGAAGAAGAGGACGAUUUGGUCGACGAUAACGAGUGCGAAGAGACGAAUACAUUGAGUGGGAGUCCUAUUCCCGACGAUUACGGCACUCACGAGUCGGACGGUGCGCUCGACCAUCAAUCCGAGUCACGACAGCAACAGGUGGUGGACGACGACGACGAGGAAGACAUUGAUUUGUGUCACAACUCUAGUGAUAAUAUUACACAACAGACAGACGAGGAAGUGGUCGCCGCUGUCGACGAUCUCUCGGAUCAGUUGGAAGUGUCGGUGCGCGUGAAGGAGAGACCGCGACACAGACCCCGGACCUCUGUGCCCACACCCGACCCCUCAAGUGAUAUACAAAUUAGUGAUAAUAAUAGAGACGACAGUGAAUUACAUCCCGUGCCGGAUGUGGUCAUCAGUAGACAACAGCCAGACAUUUGUGGCGCCAAUUCGUCCAUUAGUUUCGUGAAUCAGACACAAGACAGUACUUCCAGCGCUCAUCACAUACCGCCGCCACCACCCAAACAAAGGACUACUGUUCCCAACGCACAGACACCGGCGGUUCCCUCCGUUGAUACGAUGCCGGCGCCCAUAGAGUGUGUGGAUAAGGCCCACAAAAUACAGCACCACAGCUCCGGCGGUCACAAUACCGGUGCGCCCAAUGGUCACGAUGUGGGACCCGAAGUGAGUCACCGGCGGCUCGAAAGGGUCGGCCACCAGAAGAAUCACAGGAGAACCGUAUCCAUAGGUCCGACCCUAUCAUCGGUCGUACGGGACAGCAACGGCACCGGUGGUAACGGCGCGCCUACCGGUCCGGCAACGGUGAACAGGUCGGCGACUAUCACGCGAUUGCCGUCUAUACCGGAGCGGACGGUUAGGUACCAAAGGAUAUCGUUGGACGAGUCGUUGCCGACCAACUGGGAGGCCAGGAUCGACGCCCACGGGAGGAUCUUCUACAUCGACCACUCAAACAGGACCACCACUUGGUCCAGACCCCAGCCCUCACAACACCAGACCCCUCAACAGUCUACUACCACUGCCCAGACUAAUGAGUCCAUACAGAGGCAACAGUUGGACAGACGGUUAGACCCCUUACUUUAUCAAUCGAUAAGGCGUACAAUGACUGGCCGGGGAUCACGUGAUUUCCACGCCAACGGCACUAAAGCUAAAAGCCCUGCCAUCACGACCCCCACCACUACUGCCACCGACAACAACCUGUUAUCGCCGGGCGAUGGCGUCGAUGGCCAGACACACAGCACGCAAACCACUACUACUAACAUAACGAGUACAACACAAACACCAGUUCCUACGGCCACAGUCAGCACCAGUAGCAGCAGCGGGCAGACCGCUCCGGCAGGACCGGCACCGGGCGCUCCCGUGAACCCGUCGCGUGUGAUCCUCGACCUGCCGGCCGUCCGGUUCCUGACUCGGACCGACUUCUUCAAUGUGAUGCACAUGAAUGACGAGGCGUUGGCUCAGUAUAACAGCUCCUCUUCCCUCAAACAUAUGGUCACUAAAGUGAGACGAGAGGGUCAGCACCAGCACACCGGCGCCUUCGAGCGCUACCAACACAACCGAGAUUUAGUGUCACUAAUCAAUAGGUUCGCCGAAACGCACCGGGAGUUGCCAUCAGGCUGGGAGUCAAAGAUCGAUAAGACGGGCAAACAGUUCUUCAUCGACCACACCAGCCGUAGCACCACAUUCAUCGACCCGCGCCUACCCCUCGACGUGCCAGUAGUCAACCCACACAAACUGGUGUUAGCGCCCAGUCGUCGUCGGGUGCGGAACACCAUUACCGGUGACAACAGUGAUAAUCAGGAGGAACCCGGCGGUAGCGCGUCGUCACCGAUACCGCCGCCCAGACCCCCGUCGACGUCCACGUCGGCCACCACACCCACCUGCGCGCCUACGGUUCCCACUGCCUAUAACGACAAAGUGGUAGCCUUUCUAAGACAGCCUAACAUAAUGGACAUACUGUGUGAGCGCCGGCCAGCCGUGAAGUCCAACUCCAAUCUGAGAGACAAAGUGCAUACCAUUCGCUCCGAUGGGACGUUAGCUUUGGACCGGUUUAGCGACGAUCUCGAGCUCACGAUAUUGUUGUCGCUCUUUGAGCAGGAGAUCAUGUCUUACGUGCCAUCCAGUGAUCAGUUGAAGCACUUGACCCCCAGUUCCUCAUCACCGCAAGCGUCGCCUCAAAUCCAGAGAUCACAGAUCCGAGUGGCACCGACACCUCCCGCCCCAUACCGACGCGACUUUGACGCCAAACUACGUAACUUUUACCGUAAACUGGAGCAGAAAGGUAUGGGUCAGGGACCCAACAAAAUGAAGCUAAAUGUUAGGCGGGAUCACCUCCUGGAGGACGCGUUCAGCAAAAUAAUGGCCGCAAAUAAUAAGAAAGAUCUCCAGAAGUCUCGACUUUACAUAUCGUUUGCAGGGGAAGAGGGUCUCGACUACGGCGGGCCCUCCCGGGAGUUCUUUUUCCUACUGUCCCGCGAGCUAUUCAACCCAUACUAUGGGCUGUUUGAGUACUCGGCCAACGAUACCUAUACAGUGCAGGUGUCACCGAUGAGCGCGUUUGUGGACGACUGUCACGAGUGGUUCCGGUUCUCGGGCCGAGUGCUGGGUCUGGCGCUCGUACACCAGUACCUGUUGGACGCCUUCUUCACCCGUCCCUUCUAUAAAGCACUCUUACGACUGCCCUGUUCUCUGUCCGACUUGGAGUACUUGGACGCCGAGUUCCACCAAAGCCUACUCUGGCUCAAGGAUAACGACAUCACCGACAUGUGGGAGAGUCUGGACCUCACCUUCUCGGUCAUCGAGGAGAUCGCCGGACAGAUAGUCGAGAAGGAGCUGAAGACCGGUGGCCGUAAUAUAGCCGUCACUGAGCGCAACAAAAAGGAGUACAUCGAGAAGAUGGUGAAAUGGCGUCUGGAGAGGGGUGUUGUCGACCAGACCGAGUCAAUGGUCAAAGGCUUCUACGAAGUGAUCGAUCAGCGGUUUGUCAGCGUUUUCGACGCCCGGGAACUGGAGCUCGUGAUCGCCGGCACCGCUGAGAUCGAUGUGUGCGACUGGAGGAAGAACACGGAGUACCGGAGCGGUUAUCACGACUCCCAUCCCGUUAUCCAGUGGUUUUGGUCGGCGAUUGACCGCAAGUUUGAUAACGAACAGAGGCUACGGCUCCUACAGUUCGUCACCGGCACCUCCUCUAUACCCUAUGAGGGCUUCGCGGCGCUCCGGGGGUCUAACGGCCCGCGAAAGUUCUGUAUCGAGAAGUGGGGCAAACCUACCAGUCUUCCUAGGUAUGGGUGCUAUUUAGCGCACACGUGUUUCAAUCGGUUAGACCUACCGCCCUAUUCCUCGUUUGAUAUGCUUUACGACAAACUCUUGUUGGCUGUCGAGGAGUCGUCCACUUUUGGCAUCGAAUAG
Molecule: messenger RNA, 4908 nt
Organism: Oppiella nova
Lineage: Eukaryota; Metazoa; Arthropoda; Arachnida; Sarcoptiformes; Oppiidae
Source: the annotation of a GenBank genome assembly